CUUUUGAAUCUUUGCCAUGUGCGACAAUACUUUUGCCCAAUCCAGCACAACCACAAUGUCUAAGCGGCCAGCAUCUGAAGCUCUAGAAGAGCCCCUAGGAGUCGGCUCGCCAGCUUCCAAGAAGUCGAGAAUCGACGAUGGACCCACAGAAUUUCUCAAUGGCGGACUGAACGGCGACGGCGCUUCGCCGUCGCAACGCGACGAGGCUGAAGACGACGACGAUUUCGAAGACGAAGUCGAACAGAAGGCGCCUAUACGGCAAGCGGCACCCACUACCGGCUACGACGACCUGUACCUCGACACGAUAGACCGGAACGUGCUCGAUUUCGAUUUCGAGAAGUUGUGUUCCAUCAGCUUGUCCAACAUCAACGUCUACGCCUGCCUGGUCUGCGGAAAGUACUUCCAAGGCCGAGGUACCAAGUCGCACGCCUAUUUCCACGCACUGGACGAGGGGCACCAUGUCUUCAUCAACAUGGAAACACAAAAGGUGUACGUGCUGCCGGAGGGCUACGAGGUCAAGAGCAAGUCGCUCGAGGACAUCAAGUACGUCUCGGAUCCGCGGUACACGAAACAGGAGGUCAUGGAGCUGGACCGCAAGCCCGUGAGCGCGUGGGCACUUGGUGGGAAGCAAUACGCGCCGGGCUACGUGGGCAUGAACAACAUCAAGGAGAACGACUACCUGAACGUGGUGGUGCAGGCGCUGUCGCACGUGGCGCCGCUGAGGAACUUCUUCCUGCUGGAAGACAUGUCGUCGAGGACGGAGCUGGUGAAGCGAUGCAGUAUUCUGUUCAGAAAGAUAUGGAACCCGCGGGCGUUCAAGAACCACGUGUCGCCGCACGAGCUGUUGCAGGAGAUCUCGCUACGAUCCAACAAGCGAUUCACGCUGUCGGUGCAGUCGGAUCCCGUUGAGUUCUUGUCGUGGUUCUUGAACAAUCUGCAUCUAGGUCUAGGAGGAAGCAAGACGAAGCCCGGAAGCAGCAUGAUACAAAGAAUAUUCCAAGGAAAGCUCAAAGUCGAGUCACAAAACAUCACGGCAAGAGCAGAUGUUGGUGAUCGGCUACGAUUUGAAGAGGCGGGAGAAGUCAAGGUGGACAUCAACCGGUUCAUGCUGCUGACGCUGGACUUACCGGCGGCGCCGCUUUUCCAGGACGAGCUGGAGCAGAACAUGAUUCCACAGGUCCCUCUGACGACCAUCUUGUCCAAGUACGACGGCAUGAAGGCACAGGAGCAUCUCGCCCAGAGGAAGCGUUACAGAUUGAUGCACCCGCUACCGCCGUAUCUCGUCUUCCACAUUAAGCGUUUCUCCUCGAACAAGUUCGUGUCGGAACGCAACCCCACUAUUGUAACCUUCGAUGCACAAAAUCUGGAUGUGUCGCCGUACCCCAUCUGGUACGACUUGGUAGCCAACGUGGUGCACGAGGCGGUGCGAGCGAAGGAGGACGUAGCGGAUAUAGCCGAGGAGAGGAAAGCGUGGAAGGUGCAAUUGAGAGACAAGGGGAGAGACGAGUGGGUGACCUGUCAGGACCUGUUUGUGGAAAACACACAGAAGGAGCUGCUGUAUCUGAGCGAAUCGUAUCUCCAGAUAUGGGAGAGACGGCGUGAACCCAAAGGAAAAGGAAAGGGCAAGGCAUAGAGUGCUGAUGCCCAAAUGUCGCUUGCCCAGAUGAACGCCAUACUGACUGAUCUGAAGCUCUUCUAGUCGUUGCUGUAGCAUGUGUGUCAAUCAUAGCGGAGCAGUCCACAACAAGCUUUCGAGAUCUCUAUAGAAGAAUAAACUAUUAUAUGUACAAUAUAGCCAUACCCAGG
Molecule: messenger RNA, 1806 nt
Organism: Truncatella angustata
Lineage: Eukaryota; Fungi; Ascomycota; Sordariomycetes; Amphisphaeriales; Sporocadaceae
Exons: 2
Coding region: 17-1633 (538 amino acids)
Biological process (GO): mRNA processing; protein deubiquitination; spliceosomal complex assembly
Molecular function (GO): cysteine-type deubiquitinase activity; zinc ion binding
Source: RefSeq, a predicted model, not a curated record